AUGACGGUCAUUAUUCCGAGGAAGCAUUGAUAUUCUGCAGAAGGCUUUGGCCUGAUAACCAUAACCUUGCGCUGUUAAAUCAGGCUGUAUUUUGGGCUCAAAUCUUGCACUAAUGUUGAAUAUUAAGCAUUAAAAAUGAUUUUUGUUUUUUUUACGGUAUGCAUACUGAAUUGCAGUUGGUUGCAUGUGUUGCAUACUAAACUGUGAUUGGCCUUGGCUUCCCUGCAUUUACAGCCACUUUCUGAUUGCCUUUUCAUCCAUAUUGAAUUUGCUGUAAUUUCUAUAUUUUAGUUUUUCUAAAAGCUUCAUAGAAAUAAUCCUUUAAAUUCAUUUGGUUUUCAAGUGUAGAAUUUGUAUGUUAUUGUGUUGUAAGACAUGGCUGUUCUCAAUAUUAUCAUUGCAACACAAUUGUGUUUGGAUUGUAUUCAAGGAUUUUAAUUCAGAAUCAAUUAUUUAUGUUCUAUUAUAUGCAUUCAGAUUUAUAGCAAGGGUUUUGAAAGAGACUUAACAUUUUACAUUUGCCAGAUUUUAUUUUUGAUGUUCAAAGUCUAAAAGUAAUUUGGCAUUUGUGUAAUAAUAAUAAUUCUUUAAUAACACAUUGCUGUCAAUAAUAUUCCCAUCAAACAUUUUAUAGAGAUUUUUCUGAACAAUGAGAAUUUCAUUUCGGAAACAAUUUCAUAGCAACCCAUGAUUUUCCUAUUUUAGACUUUUAAAACUUUUUUUUUUUUUUUAACUCAUUUUAUAUUUGAGUGUGAAUUUCUAUUCUAUUUUUUUUUUCAUAACACGCCCUCAUGACCAUAAUUUCUUACAUUUGAAAAAGAUUGAAACUAAUUUCAUAUUCGAGCGUGCAUUUCUAUUUAUUUAGUUUUUCGCACCGCGUGCUGUCAGUAUUGCAGCGAUCACUACAAGCAGAGCUUUCCAAUAGAGCUCGAUGUUUGGACAGCUCAGCUUUGAGUUUCAAUUCCAAAACAGUCAUUUCUCGCGUGAUCAAAUUCAACAUAUUCUCCAGAACAUCAUCACACAUGACUCGAACAGACCUUUAUUCAGAACAUUUAAUGAUUGCGCACAAAUCUGAGUUUUUGGGUGUCGAGCCGGUGUUGCGCGGACCUCAGGCAGCGGUUAAUGAAAUCAGAAGCGCACGGUUACAGCGGCACAGUUGCUCUUCUGGACUCGAGGGGUUGCUCCUGACGUGUUGAUUCAUUUCCCGAAGCCUCCAACGAACAAUUAGCAGCUCGGUGUUGUCCCGAGGGACGCGCUCUCCGCUCCGCUCAUUGUUUCCGAGGCUCCGCUGCGCCACAGCACCGGCGCAGGGCUGGACGCCGGAGGUUCGAGGCGCUUCUGUGAGCGGGCUGAUCGAUAAUGUAGCUCCAUCAGACCCAGAGAUCCACGCGACUCCGCGCGCAGGACCCACCGAGACGCUGCGGUUACACGCCAUGAUGUCCGUCGAGGAAACACGCACCGGCGCCGCGCCGCGAGGUUCUGCGGGGACGCGAGCGUCGACAGGCCGCUGAGCGUCACGUAUGUUCAUCUUCUCUUCUUCAUUCUGUCAUUCACGCGAUUGUUAGUUUGGCAGCACGGCCUGGGUUAUUAUUAUUAUCGUUGUUGUUAUCCGUCAUGGCAUGCGAACGCACGAGCGUUGUCUCGCGUGCACCGAUAACGUGUGAUUUGGAGAGGGGCUCACGCGCCGAUAUACGCGUCUGUCGCGUCGCAGUGCUUUGUGUUUUAAGAACGGUCGACCAUUUUGUGUGUAACGUUAGCUGGAGUCCCCGCGCGGCUGCUGAACGCAUGAUAGCGCAUUGCGCAUUUCUGAUCACAGCCGCCUCACCGACGAGCGCCGAGCAGCGCGCGCUUCACGCGGUAGCGAGGAAGAUGAUGAUGAAGGGAUGCAGCUUCCAUCCUUUGUUUCGCACAAUAAGAGAGACGGACGAUCCGUUCCCUGCCCGCUCUUCCGGUCAGCGAGAGGGAUCUGGACUGGAUCAGCGCAGUGUUAUCAGACUUCACCCGCGAGGAACCAUGCUGUCCAUCCUAGCGGCAGGCUCCGUGUUCUUCCCUGGACUCUUCCUCUUGUCCAAGCAGUGUCUCAGAUGCGUCCCGGGGCUGCGCUGGAGCGAGGGCGAUGCGGUCAUUGUUUCUGCCAGGUUGGUGUCAUCCAUCCAAGCGAUCAUGGCGUCUACGGCUGGUUACAUCAUUUCCUCUUCCUGUCAGGACAUCAUCGAGGACCAGCAUUGGCUGACCAGCUCCUACAUCUUGUUCGCUGUGCCGUACUUUGUGUACGACAUCUACGCCAUGUUCCUGUGUCACUGGUACAAGCUCCAGGUCAAAGGUCACGAGGUGGACAACGGCUCCAGAUCCAGGGCUGUGGCUGUGAGCGGAUACCUGCGGCGAGAGUUCCUCAUGAUCCUGCAUCACGUGGUGAUGGUGACCGUCUGCUUCCCCGUGUCUGUGUUCUGGAGGCAGGGGAAGGGCGAUUACUUCCAGGGCGUCAUGUUCCUGGCUGAGCUCAGCACACCGUCCGUCUGUCUGGGCAAAAUCCUCAUCCAGUACAAGCAGCAGCACACUCUUCUUCACAAAGUGAACGGCGCUGUGAUGCUGAUCACUUUCUUCCUCUGUCGAGUUCUUCUCUUCCCUUAUCUCUACUACAUGUACGGCAGGUACGCCUCUAUCCCCCUGCUCCGGGUUCCUCUGGUUCUGCCGUGGCAGUGUAAUCUGGGAGCCGCUCUGCUCAUGGCCCCGCAGCUCUACUGGUUCUCCCUGAUCUGCAGAGGGGCCCUGCGCCUGUUCACCGGCAGAUCCUCGCGCUCCCGCAGACCCACGGCUCUGCUCAAGCCCGAUCCUGACGGACAGGAGCCGCAGACGGCCAACGGAUACAGCACAGGGAGGGGUCGGGACACGCCCACAAUCUCACACUGAGGGGAGGGGCUUAUGCUAAUGA
Molecule: messenger RNA, 2932 nt
Organism: Onychostoma macrolepis
Lineage: Eukaryota; Metazoa; Chordata; Actinopteri; Cypriniformes; Cyprinidae
Gene: tlcd3bb
Product: TLC domain containing 3Bb
Biological process (GO): lipid homeostasis; ceramide biosynthetic process
Cellular component (GO): membrane; endoplasmic reticulum
Molecular function (GO): sphingosine N-acyltransferase activity
Source: RefSeq, a predicted model, not a curated record